AUGGCUUCACCUUUAGACAUGGACAAGUUUCUAGCCAGUUUGGGCAACCUUCCUAGCCAGAUACAGCAAAACCUCAUACUGUUGCAAAACAUCGAUUUAAAAUCGCAAGACCUGAUACGCAACAUAACCAAAGAGACCAACGAUUACCUUAAGAAUCGAAGAUAUUUGACCGACAAAAAAAAGAAAAGAUAUAACAGAAUACAACGUCAGUAUGUGAAAGCAAACGAGUAUGGUGACGAUAAAGUUCAGUUGUCUCUACAGACAUACACGGUGGUGGAUGAUGUAAUAAAAAAGAUGGAUGCAUAUUUAAUGUGGUACGAAGCCAACAAUCAAGUUGCUGCCAUGAACGCCGCCAAAACUAUUGAGGAAACUUCACAAAAAAAAAAACUUACUAAGACCGAGAACAAUGACAUUAAAAAGAAACAAUUAGAUAAAGGAGGUAAAAAAACAAGUGCUGCAUCUCAAAAAGUACAGGAUGUCAAUAUUCCUAAAAAAAAUGCUAAAAGCGGAGUGAUCGGUGUACUGGCUGGCAAAAGAUCUGUACGUCCGGCUGCAGUAAUCGACAUGCCUGUUGAUCCGAAUGAACCAAAGUUUUGUCUGUGUAACCAAGUCUCAUUUGGGCAAAUGAUAGGGUGUGAUAACCCAGAUUGUACUAUUGAAUGGUUCCAUUUUGUUUGCGUAAAAUUGACUACUAAGCCCAAAGGAAAAUGGUUCUGCCCAAAAUGCAAACAGCCAGAAGAAAAGCAGUAA
Molecule: messenger RNA, 750 nt
Organism: Rhopalosiphum padi (bird cherry-oat aphid)
Lineage: Eukaryota; Metazoa; Arthropoda; Insecta; Hemiptera; Aphididae
Product: inhibitor of growth protein 4-like
Exons: 6
Coding region: 1-750 (249 amino acids)
Biological process (GO): regulation of DNA-templated transcription
Cellular component (GO): nucleus
Source: RefSeq, a predicted model, not a curated record